UUGAAGAGUACUGAAGAUCUAAGAUCAUUUACAUCCCUCUGGAAGAAAAAAUAACAUAGCCUUCUAGGGCAAAGAAGGAAAAACUGAAUAGUUACAGGAUAUUCCGUGGUUCAAAGUACACCUGCCUGGUUUGCUGUUCUCCAAAAUCCCAUACUCAGUUGGUUGGAGUGGCCUCACUCUUACCUGCCAACCCGGGAGGUUGGUGAUGAGCAUGUCUUUACCUUUUCUUUGGAGUUUGGUUACCUUAUUGACUUUUGCUGAAUUAAAUGGCGAAGCUGGAGGACUUGAGCUGCAGAGACAGAAAAGAAGCGCCAAUCUCCAACAGCCUCGAAUGGCUACAGAGAGGGGAAAUUUGGUGUUUCUUACGGGGUCUGCCCAAAACAUUGAGUUUAGAACCGGAUCCCUGGGAAAAAUUAAAUUAAAUGAAGAAGACCUUGGCGAAUGUUUACAUCAGAUCCAGAAAAACAAAGAUGAUAUUAUAGAGUUAAAAGGGAGCGCAAUUGGUCUGCCUCAAAAUAUAUCUAGUCAAAUCUAUCAGCUUGAUUCCAAGCUGGUGGAUCUUGACAGAAAAUUCCAAGGCUUGCAGCAGACUGUUGACAAAAAGGUUUGCAGCAGCAAUCCUUGCCAGAACGGAGGAACCUGCCUCCAUCUGCAUGAUUCCUUUUUUUGUAUCUGUCCCCCACAGUGGAAGGGUCCUCUCUGCUCAGCUGAUGUUAACGAAUGUGAGAUUUACUCAGGAACACCCUUGAGCUGCCAGAAUGGAGGCACAUGUGUUAAUACAAUGGGAAGUUACAGUUGUCACUGCCCACCUGAGACGUACGGACCGCAGUGUGCCUCCAAAUACAAUGACUGUGAAGGGGGUUCUGUGACACGCUGUGUCCAUGGCAUCUGUGAGGAUUUAGUCCGUGAGCAAGCUGGAGAGCCCAAGUACAGCUGCAUCUGUGAUGCUGGGUGGAUGUCUCCACCAAACAGCCCUGCCUGCACGCUGGACAGAGACGAGUGCAGCUUCCAGCCCGGGCCUUGCUCCACACUUGUGCAGUGUUUCAAUACUCUAGGCUCUUUCUAUUGUGGGGCCUGCCCAACAGGCUGGCAAGGCAAUGGACAUGUUUGCGAAGAUAUCAAUGAAUGUGAGAUAAAUAACGGCGGCUGUUCUGUGGCUCCACUUGUUGAGUGUGUGAAUACACCUGGGUCUUCCCACUGUCAGGCCUGUCCACCAGGGUACCAGGGUGACGGAAGAGUGUGCACACUCAUAGACAUCUGCUCAGUCGGUAAUGGAGGCUGCCACCCAGAUGCCUCAUGCUCCUCAACUCUAGGAUCCUUACCUUUCUGCACGUGUCUCCCGGGUUAUACUGGAAAUGGUUAUGGGCCAAAUGGAUGUGUGCAGCUCAGUAAUAUUUGCCUAAGUCACCCCUGCCUAAAUGGACAAUGCAUCGACACAGUCUCUGGUUAUUUUUGUCAGUGUGACUCAGGUUGGACAGGUGUCAACUGUACAGAAAACAUCAACGAGUGUUUGAGCAACCCCUGUGUGAAUGGAGGAACUUGUGUUGAUGGCGUUAAUUCUUUCAGUUGUGAAUGCACACGUCUCUGGACUGGACCUCUCUGUCAGGUUCCCCAGCAAGUUUGUGGAGAGUCCUUGUCAGGAAUAAAUGGAAGCUUCAGCUACAGGAGCCCGGAUGUUGGUUAUGUUCAUGAUGUUAACUGCUUCUGGGUUAUCAAAACUGAAACGGGAAAGGUCCUGCGUAUCACUUUCACUUUUUUCCGAUUAGAAUCCAUGGAAAAUUGUCCACACGAGUUUCUUCAGGUUUAUGAUGGAGAUUCCUCUGCCGCUUUACAACUUGGAAGGUUUUGUGGCUCCAGCCUCCCUGAUGAGCUCCUCAGCAGUGACAAUGCUCUCUAUUUUCAUCUCUAUUCUGAACAUUUAAGAAAUGAGGGAGGCUUUACAGUAAGAUGGGAAACACAGCAACCAGAGUGUGGAGGUAUACUGACUGGUCCUUAUGGUUCUAUUAAGUCUCCGGGGUAUCCUGGAAACUACCCCCCAGGAAGAGAUUGUGUCUGGAUUGUUGUAACUAGUCCUGACCUCCUGGUAACAUUCACUUUUGGGACCUUGAGCCUUGAGCACCAUGACGACUGCAACAAAGAUUACCUUGAGAUUCGAGAUGGUCCUUUGUAUCAGGACCCCGUUCUUGGGAGGUUCUGCACCACUUUCUCUGUCCCACCGCUCCAGACUACCGGCCCCUUUGCCAGAGUUCACUUCCAUUCGGACUCCCAGAUUAGUGACCAAGGCUUCCAUAUCACCUACUUAACAUCACCUUCGGAUCUGCAUUGUGGUGGGAACUACACGGACCCAGAGGGUGAACUCUUCCUGCCUGAGUUGUCUGGGCCUUUCACUCACACCAGGCAAUGCGUCUAUAUGAUAAAGCAGCCUCAAGGAGAACAAAUACAAAUCAACUUCACCCACGUGGAGCUGCAAUGCCAGAGUGACAGUUCUCAGAAUUACAUCGAGGUUCGAGAUGGUCAAAUCUUACUUGGAAAAGUCUGUGGCAAUGGAACCAUCUCUCACAUUAAAUCCAUUACUAAUAGUGUCUGGAUCAGGCUUAAAAUAGAUGCUUUUGUUGAAAAAGCUAGUUUCAGAGCUGUUUAUCAAGUCGCUUGUGGGGGUGAAUUAACUGGAGAAGGGGUCAUUCGCUCACCUUUUUUUCCUAACGUAUAUCCUGGAGAAAGAACCUGUACGUGGACCAUCCAGCAACCCCAAAGCCAAGUCAUUCUCCUUAACUUCACUGUCUUUGAAAUUGGAAGUUCUGCCCACUGUGAAACAGAUUAUAUUGAGAUUGGUAGCAGUUCCGUUUUGGGUUCUCCUGAAAAUAAAAAGUAUUGUGGUACAGACAUGCCUUCAUUUAUAACAUCUGUGUACAAUUUUCUUUAUGUCACAUUUGUGAAAAGUUCUUCUACUGAAAACCAUGGUUUCAUGGCUAAGUUCAGUGCUGAGGAUUUGGCAUGUGGAGAAAUUCUUACAGAAUCAACAGGGACCAUUCAAAGUCCUGGCCAUCCAAAUGUCUACCCCCAUGGUAUCAACUGUACUUGGCAUAUAUUAGUCCAACCUAAUCACCUGAUUCAUUUAAUAUUUGAAAGAUUUCAUCUGGAGUUUCAUUACAAUUGCACAAAUGAUUACUUGGAAGUUUAUGACACUGACUCUGAGACAUCACUUGGAAGAUACUGUGGAAAAUCGAUCCCGCCUUCUCUUACAAGCAGUGGUAGCUCAUUGAUGCUGGUGUUUGUGACUGACUCCGACCUCGCUUAUGAAGGAUUCUUAAUAAACUAUGAAGCAAUCAGUGCAGCAACAGCGUGUUUGCAAGACUACACAGAUGAUUUUGGGACAUUAACUUCUCCAAACUUCCCCAAUAAUUACCCCAACAACUGGGAAUGCAUUUAUAGGAUCACAGUGAGAACUGGCCAACAGAUUGCAAUGCACUUCACAAACUUCUCCUUGGAGGAAGCCAUUGGUGGAAACUACUAUACAGAUUUUCUGGAAAUCAGAGAUGGAGGCUAUGAAAAAUCACCAUUGCUGGGAAUAUUCUGUGGCUCAAAUCUACCCCCAACAAUCAUCUCUCAUAGUAACAAACUAUGGUUAAAAUUUCAGAGUGACCAAAUAGACACGAGGUCUGGAUUCUCGGCUUACUGGGAUGGGUCGUCAACAGGUUGCGGGGGUAAUCUCACCACUUCAAGCGGCACGUUCGUAUCUCCCAACUACCCGAUGCCCUAUUACCACAGCUCUGAAUGCUACUGGUGGUUGAAAUCUAGCCACGGCAGCACAUUUGAACUGGAAUUCAAAGACUUUCACUUGGAGCAUCAUCCAAACUGCACUUUAGAUUACCUGGCUGUAUAUGAUGGCCCAAGUAGCAGCUCUCAUCUGCUAACUCAGCUUUGUGGGGAUGAGAAACCACCUCUUAUUCGUUCUAGUGGAGACAGCAUGUUUAUAAAACUGAGGACAGAUGAAGGUCAGCAAGGACGUGGCUUUGAGGCUGAAUACCGGCAGACAUGUGAGAAUGUGGUAAUAGUCAAUCAAACCUAUGGCAUCUUAGAGAGUAUAGGGUAUCCAAAUCCUUAUUCUGAAAAUCAGCAUUGCAACUGGACCAUCCGGGCAACUACAGGCAACACUGUGAACUACACAUUUUUAGCUUUCGACUUGGAAUAUCACAUAAACUGCUCCACAGAUUAUUUAGAGCUCUAUGAUGGACCACGGCGGAUGGGACGCUACUGUGGAGUAGACCUGCCCCCUCCAGGGAGUACUACAAGCUCCAAGCUUCAAGUACUGCUCCUUACAGAUGGGGUUGGCCGCCAUGAGAAAGGAUUUCAGAUGCAGUGGUUUGUUUAUGGUUGUGGUGGAGAGCUGUCUGGGGCCACAGGCUCCUUCAGCAGCCCCGGGUACCCCAACACGUAUCCACCCAACAAGGAGUGUAUCUGGUACAUUAGGACGGCCCCCGGGAGUAGCAUUCAGCUCACCAUCCAUGACUUCGAUGUGGAGUAUCAUUCAAGAUGCAACUUUGAUGUCUUGGAGAUCUAUGGAGGCCCCGAUUUCCACUCUCCCAGAAUAGCCCAAUUGUGUACCCAGAGAUCACCUGAGAACCCCAUGCAGGUGUCCAGCACUGGAAAUGAGCUAGCAAUUCGAUUCAAGACUGACUUAUCUAUAAACGGGAGAGGCUUCAAUGCUUCAUGGCAAGCAGUCCCUGGAGGUUGUGGUGGGAUUUUCCAGGCUCCCAGUGGAGAGAUUCAUUCUCCAAAUUACCCCAGUCCUUACAGGAGCAACACGGACUGUGCUUGGGUUAUUCGGGUUGACAGAAAUCACCGUGUUCUCUUGAACUUCACUGACUUUGAUCUUGAACCACAGGACUCUUGUAUUAUGGCAUACGAUGGCUCAAGCUCCACAAUGUCCCGCCUUGCCAGGACGUGUGGAAGGGAGCAGCUGGCUAACCCCAUCGUGUCCUCAGGAAACAGCCUCUUCGUGAGAUUUCUAUCUGGCCUUUCCAGACAGAACAGAGGCUUCCGAGCUCAAUUCAGGCAAGCCUGCGGAGGCCACAUCCUCACCAGCUCAUUUGAUACUGUUUCCUCUCCACGGUUCCCUGCCAAUUAUCCAAACAAUCAGAACUGCAGCUGGAUCAUUCAAGCGCAACCUCCAUUAAAUCAUAUCACCCUCUCUUUUACCCACUUUGAACUUGAAAGAAGCACAACGUGCACACGUGACUUUGUAGAAAUUUUGGACGGCAACCACGAAGACGCACCCCUCCGAGGCCGUUACUGUGGCACUGACAUGCCCCAUCCUAUCACAUCCUUCAGCAGCGCCCUGACGCUGAGGUUCGUCUCUGAUUAUAGCUUGAGUGCUGGGGGUUUCCACGCUAUGGUCACUGCAUCAGUGUCGGCUUGUGGUGGAACGUUCUACGUGGCUGAAGGCAUCUUCAACAGCCCUGGCUACCCAGACGUUUAUCCCGCUAAUGUGGAAUGUGUCUGGAACAUCGUCAGUUCCCCUGGCAACCGACUCCAGCUGUCUUUUAUAUCUUUCCAGUUGGAAGACUCUCAGGACUGCAGCAGAGAUUUUGUGGAGAUCCGUGAAGGAAAUGCCACGGGUCACUUGGUGGGACGAUACUGUGGAAACUCCUUCCCUCUCAAUUAUUCUUCCAUCACUGGACAUACCCUGUGGGUCAGAUUUAUCUCAGAUGGUUCUGGCAGCGGCACGGGCUUCCAGGCCACAUUUAUGAAGAUAUUUGGCAAUGAUAAUAUUGUGGGAACUCAUGGGAAAGUUGCCUCUCCUUUCUGGCCUGAAAACUACCCACAUAACUCCAAUUACCAAUGGACAGUAAAUGUGAAUGCAUCUCACGUUGUCCAUGGCCGAAUCUUGGAGAUGGACAUAGAAGAAAUACAAAGCUGCUAUUAUGACAAAUUAAGGAUCUAUGAUGGGCCUAGCAUUCACGCCCGCCUAAUUGGAGCUUACUGUGGUACCCAGACUGAAUCUUUCAGCUCCACUGGAAAUUCUUUGACAUUUCAUUUUUACUCCGACUCUUCAAUCUCAGGGAAGGGAUUCCUUCUGGAAUGGUUUGCUGUGGAUGCACCUGAUGGUGUUUUACCUACCAUUGCUCCAGGUGCUUGUGGUGGCUUCCUGAGGACAGGAGAUGCACCCGUGUUUCUCUUCUCCCCGGGCUGGCCUGACAGUUACAGUAAUAGAAUGGACUGUACGUGGCUCAUCCAGGCUCCCGACUCUACUGUGGAACUCAACAUCCUUUCCCUGGACAUUGAAUCUCACCGAACGUGUGCCUAUGAUAGCCUUGUGAUACGAGACGGAGACAAUAACUUGGCCCAGCAGCUAGCAGUUCUCUGUGGCAGAGAGAUCCCUGGGCCCAUUCGGUCUACUGGAGAGCACAUGUUCAUCCGCUUCACCUCGGACUCCAGUGUAACCAGGGCAGGCUUCAAUGCAUCCUUUCACAAGAGCUGUGGUGGAUAUUUGCAUGCAGACAGAGGGAUCAUCACGUCCCCCAAGUAUCCGGAGACUUACCCAGCCAACCUCAACUGUUCUUGGCACGUCCUGGUCCAAAGUGGCCUGACCAUUGCUGUCCAUUUUGAACAGCCUUUCCAGAUUCCAAAUGGAGAUUCUUCUUGCAACCAGGGGGAUUACUUGGUGCUGAGAAAUGGUCCUGAUAUCUAUUCUCCACCCUUGGGAUCCCCUGGAGGAAAUGGUCAUUUUUGUGGCAGUCGUGCUUCAUCAACUCUGUUCACCUCAGAUAAUCAAAUGUUUGUUCAGUUUAUUUCUGAUCCUAGUAAUGAAGGGCAAGGAUUUAAGAUCAAAUAUGAGGCAAAGAGUUUAGCCUGUGGGGCCAAUGUCUACAUCCAUGAAGCUGAGUCUGCUGGGUAUGUGACCUCCCCCAACCACCCUGAUAAUUAUCCCCCGCAUGCUGAUUGCAUUUGGAUCUUAGCGGCUCCACCGGAAACACGCAUACAGCUGCAAUUUGAAGAUCAAUUCGAUAUUGAAGUAACACCCAACUGUACUUCCAACUACCUUGAGUUGCGGGAUGGAGUGGAUUCAGAUGCACCAAUACUUUCCAAAUUUUGUGGGACAUCUUUGCCCAGCAGUCAGUGGUCCUCAGGAGAGGUUAUGUAUUUGAGAUUUCGAUCUGACAACAGCCCCACACAUGUGGGAUUCAAGGCCAAGUAUUUUAUAGCUCAGUGUGGGGGAAGAGUAACAGGGCAAAGUGGUGUUGUUGAAAGCAUUGGACAUCCAACACUUCCAUAUAGAGACAACUUAUUCUGUGAGUGGCAUCUCCAGGGGCUCUCCAGAUACUAUCUCACCAUCUCUUUUGAAGAUUUUAACCUUCAGAAUUCCUCUGGCUGUGAAAAAGACUUCAUGGAGAUCUGGGACAAUCAUACUUCUGGAAACAUCUUGGGCAGAUACUGUGGAGACAGCAUUCCUGACAGCGUAGAUACUUCUAGCAAUACUGCUGUGGUCAAGUUUGUCACAGACGGCUCUCUGACUGCCUCAGGAUUCAGACUGCGAUUUGAAUCCAGUGUGGAAGAGUGUGGUGGGGAUCUUCAGGGCUCUACUGGAACAUUUACUUCUCCCAACUACCCGAACCCAAAUCCUCAUGGCCGGAUCUGCGAGUGGAGAAUCACCGCCCCGGAGGGAAGGCGGAUCACCCUAACGUUUAACAACCUGAGGCUGGCCGUGCAUCCGUCCUGCAACAAUGAGCAUGUGAUAGUAUUCAAUGGCAUUAGAAGUAACUCACCUCAGCUAGAGAAACUGUGUAGUAGUGUGAAUGUAAGCAGUGAGAUUAAAUCUUCAGGAAACACAAUGAGAGUCAUUUUUUUCACGGAUGGAUCCAGGCCAUAUGGCGGCUUCACUGCUUCCUAUACCUCCAGUGAAGAUGCAGUGUAUGGUGGGUCUCUUCCAAACACUUCUGAAGGAAACUUUACUUCUCCUGGCUAUGAUGGAGUCAGGAAUUACUCAAGAAACCUGAACUGCGAAUGGACUCUCAGCAAUCCAAAUCAGGAAAAUUCAUCCAUUUCCAUUCAUUUUGAAGAUUUUUACCUAGAAAGUCACCAAGACUGUCAAUUUGAUGUCCUCGAGUUUCGAGUGGGUGAUGCUGAUGGGCCCCUGAUGUGGAGACUUUGUGGUCCUUCAAAGCCUACAUUGCCACUGGUUAUACCGUAUUCUCAGGUAUGGAUACACUUUGUCACCAAUGAACGUGUAGAACACAUUGGAUUCCAUGCGAAGUAUUCCUUUACAGAUUGUGGCGGAAUACAGAUAGGCGAGAGUGGAAUGAUCACAAGCCCCAACUAUCCAAAUGCUUAUGACAGCCUGACCCACUGCUCUUGGCUGUUGGAGGCCCCACAGGGGCACACCAUCACUCUCACAUUUAGUGACUUUGAUAUUGAACCCCAUACCACUUGUGCUUGGGACUCCGUCACUGUGAGGAAUGGUGGGUCCCCUGAAUCACCCAUCAUAGGACAAUACUGUGGAAAUUCAAACCCUAGGACAAUACAGUCAGGUUCCAAUCAGCUGGUCGUGACUUUUAACUCAGACCAUUCAUUGCAAGGUGGUGGAUUUUAUGCUACGUGGAACACACAAACUUUAGGUUGUGGUGGAAUAUUUCAUUCCGAUAAUGGUACAAUCAGAUCCCCUCACUGGCCUCAGAAUUUUCCUGAAAACAGCAGAUGUUCCUGGACGGUCAUUACUCACAAAAGUAAACACUUGGAGCUCAGCUUUGACAACAACUUCCUAAUCCCCAGCGGUGAUGGACAAUGUCAGAAUAGCUUCGUGAAGGUGUGGGCAGGCCCUGAGGAGGUCGACAAAGCCCUGCUAGCCACCGGCUGUGGGAACGUGGCUCCGGGUCCCAUCAUCACACCGAGUAACACAUUCACUGCCGUCUUCCAGUCUCAGGAGACGCCAGCUCAGGGCUUCUCUGCGUCCUUUGUUAGCCGAUGCGGAAGUAAUUUCACUGGCCUUUCAGGUUACAUCAUUUCUCCAAAUUACCCAAAACAAUAUGACAACAACAUGAAUUGCAUCUAUGUCAUAGAGGCUAAUCCUCUGUCAGUGGUCCUCUUGACUUUUGUGUCUUUCCACUUAGAAGCUCGUUCUGCUGUGACAGGAAGCUGCGUCAAUGAUGGCGUGCACAUUAUCAGAGGUUACAGCCUCACGUCCACCCCAUUUGCUACUGUGUGUGGGAAUGAGAUGCCAGCUCCCCUCACCAUCGCCGGGCCGGUUCUGCUUCACUUCUACUCCAACGAGCAAAUCACAGACUUUGGAUUCAAGUUUUCCUAUAGGAUAAUCUCCUGUGGUGGUGUGUUCAAUUUCUCUUCUGGAAUCAUCACAAGUCCUUCCUAUUCGUACACAGACUACCUAAACGAUAUGCACUGUCUGUAUACCAUCACCGUUAGUGACGACAAAGUGAUCGAGCUCAAGUUCAGUGAUUUUGAUGUGGUUCCCUCCACCUCCUGCUCGCAUGACUACCUGGCAAUUUACGAUGGUGCCAAUACCAGCGAUCCCCUUCUUGGCAAAUUCUGUGGUUCCAAGCGCCCACCAAACGUGAAAAGCAGGAAUAAUAGUAUGCUCCUGGUAUUCAAUACAGACUCAUUUCAGACAGCAAGAGGCUGGAAGAUAUCUUUCCGGCAGACAUUGGGGCCUCAGCAAGGAUGUGGUGGUUAUCUGACAGCCUUGAAUAAUACCUUUGCCUCUCCUGAUUCUGAUUCGAAUGGACUAUAUGACAAGAAUUUAAACUGUGUAUGGAUCAUAAUUGCACCUGUAAACAAAGUAAUUCACCUCACCUUCAAUACAUUUGCUCUGGAGGCAGCAAGUACUGGGCAAAGAUGCCUUUAUGAUUAUGUAAAGUUAUACGAUGGGGAUAGUGAAAAUGCGAACUUGGCUGGAACGUUUUGUGGUUCCACCGUGCCUGCUCCUUUUAUCUCUUCUGGUAACUUCCUUACGGUUCAAUUCGUCAGUGAUUUGGUAUUAGAAAGGGAAGGAUUUAAUGCUACAUACACCAUCACGGACAUGCCUUGUGGUGGAACAUACAAUGCAACUUGGACCCCAAAAAAUAUUUCAUCACCCAAUUCAUCAGACCCAGAUGUCCCAUUUUCCACCUGUACUUGGGUCAUUGACGCCCCUCCACAUCAGCAGGUCAAGAUAACUGUGUGGGCGUUACAGCUGACCUCGCAAGACUGCACGCAGAAUUACUUAGAGCUUCAGGACUCACCACAGGGUCACGGAAAUUCAAGAAUUCAGUUCUGUGGCAGAAAUGCUUCAGCUGUGCCAGUGUUUUACUCUUCUAUGAGUACUGCAAUUGUCAUUUUCAAAUCUGGAGUUGUAAACAGAAACUCUAGAAUGAGUUUCACCUAUCAGAUAGCAGAUUGCAACAGAGACUAUCACAAGGCAUUUGGCAACCUGAGGAGCCCUGGAUGGCCAGAUAACUAUAACAAUGGCAUGGAUUGCACCAUUACUGUCACGGCCCCCCAGAACCACACCAUUUCUCUCUUUUUUCAUUCAUUUGGCAUCGAGAACUCAGUUGGAUGCAGAAACGAUUUCUUGGAGGUAACAUGUGAGAUAAUGGAAGUAAGCAGCACACUGCCACCAUUACUGGCAAGUACUGUGGAACCCUACCACAACGCCUGUCUCUCUCAAAAUAAUGCCACUAUACCUACGCGGAUUAAGGAAAAUAAAAUCGUAUUGCCUCACAAGCCAGACUGGACGGCUUAUAUGUUGUUGAAUCAAACUUCCUGUUCUGUUUUCCUUGCAGGAUGUGGUGGAACUCUUUAUGGAGACAGAGGCUCAUUCACCAGCCCUGGCUAUCCAGGCACGUACCCAAACAACACGCACUGUGAGUGGGCCCUAGUGGCUCCUGCUGGAAGGCUUGUCACCAUCAACUUCUACUUUAUCAGCAUUGACGAUCCAGGAGACUGUGUACAGAACUAUCUCACACUCUACGAUGGGCCCAACGCCAGCUCUCCAUCCUCUGGACCAUACUGUGGAGGCGACACCAGCAUAGCCCCCUUCGUGGCUUCCUCAAAUCAGGUCUUCAUAAAAUUUCAUGCUGAGUAUGCGCGGCAUCCCUCCGCUUUCCAAUUAACUUGGCACAGCUAAGCGGGUAACAACUCAUGUUCACUCAGCACUUCCCCUCUGCAGCACGCUGGACAGGACUCCGCCAUCUUUAUACACGACCCCUGCUGAUGCCACAGAGAAUAAGCUGAACUUUUAUGGUUUUCACCAAACCAUGGAUAGAAUGGAUAUUUGUAGGCCAGGCACGGUGGCUCACGCCCCUGUAUUCUCAGCACUUUGGGAGGCCGAGGCAGGUGGAUCACCUGCGGUCAGGAGUUUAAGACCAGUCUGGCCAACACGGUGAAACCCCAUCUCUACUAAAAAUACAAAAAUUAGCCAGGCGUGGUGGCAUGCUCCUGUGGUUCCAGCUACACAGGAGGCUGAGGUGGAGGAUCACUUGAGCCCAGGGAGCAGAGGUUGCAGUGAGCUGGGAUCACACCACUGCACUCCAGCCUGGGCAACACAGCGAGACUCCAUCUCAAAAAAAAAAAAAAAAAGAAUCAAUAUUUGUACAUUUUCUCGAACAUAGAACAUAGCUGCUUUAGUCUUGAGUGUGCAUUUCAUUCUAAUAUUUUGAGCUGAAAUUUAAAAAAACUUUGAAAGACUUGGAAAUGAUUAUGGCAUAUAUGAUAUACAUUUUUAAAAGUUAAUAAUAAUAGCCAGGGGCAGUGGCUCAUACCUGUAAUCCCAGCACACUGGGAGGCCAUGGUGGGAGGAUUGCUUGAACCUAGGAGUUUGAGACCAGCCUGGGCAACAAAGUGAGACCUUAUUUCUACAAAAAAUCAAAAAAUUAGCCAGGCAUGGUGGCAUGCUCCUGUGGUUCCAGCUACACAGGAGGUUGAAGCAGGAGGAUCACUUGAGCCCAGUAGGUUAAGGCUGCAGUGAAACCCUGUGAAUUAACCAUGGUACUCCAGCCUGGGCAACAGACUGAGACCCUAUCUCAUAAACGACAACAAGAACAACAAAAGUUAAUCAUAAUAUAGAAGCACAAAUUUCUUGUGAAUGUUCAAUUAGGCAUAAUAAACAUUAUUGAAUUGUACACAA
Cercocebus atys (sooty mangabey) is the source of this 12115-nucleotide messenger RNA. It is a transcript of the gene CUBN, whose product is annotated as cubilin (intrinsic factor-cobalamin receptor). Lineage: Eukaryota; Metazoa; Chordata; Mammalia; Primates; Cercopithecidae. Bases 206 to 11116 code for a protein of 3636 amino acids. The transcript has 67 exons. The record is from RefSeq and is a predicted model, not a curated record. Gene Ontology annotation, molecular function: calcium ion binding.